CAAUCGACAAUGUACAUGCAUACAUCAACGCUUCAACAAGAGUAUGAUCGUCCACUGUGUUUAUUGACUCUAUAUUUUUUUUUCAAAAUAGUCAAGCGCAGUGCUUUGAAUUGCAACGACGUAUUUUUUAAAAAACCAAUUUUUCAUUAUCGCUUCAUUGCGGAAAUUGUUUUUUAAAAAAAAAUUCAAGGAUUCACUAUUUAAACGCGUCACUGAGCUCGAUUCUUUGUCAUUGUAUAUAUUGUCAUCUUGUCAGUUUUAAAAAUUAAUUUUAAAAAAUAAUCAUUAAUUUAUGUUGAUAAAAAAAUACAAGUUUAUUUUGUUAUCGAAAAGUUUGAUGGAUUUUUGUCGAUGCAAAGGGAUAUGAUCCAGGUCGAUGAAUGUUUAACGAAAUAAUAUUUCAAACUCAUGGACGUUUGUUGCUGGCGGGAAUUUGUGCAAUUGUUAUUUUUUUAAUAGCCUUGUCGAUUGUUUGUUGUUUGACACCAGGAUGCCUAGGUCACAAAUGUCUAAAAAUACAAAAAAAGAGGCGGGAGAAGGCAGAAACAACAACGACGAUGACGAUGACAUCAACAACAAGGUCAACGGACCAACAAUGUGGAAAUAUUAAAUUGAGUGAUGUAAGCUACCGAUCUUGGCGUAUUGGUAGCUUAUACGAUAAUGGAAGUAUUUGUGAAAAUUCCGAAUCAUCACCGAGAAAUUCAUACGGUUCAAAUGCGCAUCAUGUUUUUAAUGAUCCUGGUGUAUCAUCAACACUGAAUCUUGUAGACUCAGGUAAACAAAAAAAUGAUAAAAAAAUCAAGGACUUUCCAACAGAAAUUAAAUUGAGUUUGCAAUAUUUGCCAACUUGUGAAGAGACAAGAGGCAAUCGUGGAAAGCUCGUGAUUGGUGUCGAGUCUUUAUCAGGUUUACCACCGAAGCAAUACAAUUGUACACUUGAGCCUUAUGUUACUGUUGAAAUUGUCAAAUAUUCAUGGACACAUAGAAAAAAAGAUGUGCUACAUUUUUUUAGAACACGAAGUAUUAGACAUACAGCUAAUCCAAUAUUUAGAGAAACUUUUGUUAUUGCUGAUGUUGAUUCAAAUGAAGCAAAGGAAUGGACAUUAAACAUUGUUGCUUUUGAUCAUGAUCGUUAUGCAAAUCACACAGAAUUGUGUUCAACAAGAAUUUCAUUUAAAGAUGUAAAAAAUAUUUUUACGAGUCCGGAAAUUCAUUUGUUUAAUUAUAAAAUGAAAAUAUCAUCCCAGGAGUUUGGAGGUAUUUUACUGGGAAUAAGCUACCUGCCAACUGCCCAACGUUUGACAAUUAACGUUAUGAAAUUACGUGCUGUUAAAUAUCCUCAAAAUAUUAAACCUAUUAAUUUUCAUCCGUAUGUAAGAAUAUUGAUGCUCAAUUCAAAAACUGGAAGAAAAUUACGAAAAAGAAAAACUCAUGUACUUUCAUCGUCAAAUCAGUUGUUGGAAUUUAAUGAAACAUUGACAUUUGAUUUAUCAUUUCAUCAACUUGAUACUGUUCAAUUUAUCGUUAUUUUAUGCAACAAGAUUGUUAUUGAUGACGUACCAAUAUCAAUGACUGAAAAUCCAAGUGAUAGUGAAGAAUCUACAAAUUCAUUUAAUAAAUCAUCAGAUAUUUGUCUUGGAAAAGUUGCACUUGGUAAAGGUGUACGUGGUUCAACCGAAAGAUUACAUUGGUUUUCAGUACUUCAAAAUCCUCGAAAACUUGUUACAGUUUGGCAUACACUUAAAUGAAUUAAAAAAAAAAUAAUAAUAUAUAACUGUUACCAAAAAUAAAUAAAUAAUAUUUAAUAUUCAAUAUUAAGAGAGAAUCAUUCACAUGGUGCCCACGUAACACACAUGUACUGUUUUUUGGUUGAGCGGGCGGGAAACACCCGUUUGUUGGCAAGAAUUUGU
Molecule: messenger RNA, 1910 nt
Organism: Aphidius gifuensis
Lineage: Eukaryota; Metazoa; Arthropoda; Insecta; Hymenoptera; Braconidae
Gene: Syt20
Product: synaptotagmin-A-like
Exons: 9
Coding region: 381-1748 (455 amino acids)
Biological process (GO): cellular response to calcium ion; regulation of dopamine secretion; regulation of calcium ion-dependent exocytosis
Molecular function (GO): phosphatidylserine binding; calcium-dependent phospholipid binding; calcium ion binding
Source: RefSeq, a predicted model, not a curated record